GUUAUGAGAAGAGGACGGAAUGAGCAUACUGAUAUAAGAAUGUAAAAGAUAAACCAGUCCUCAGAUUUGCCCCAGUGACUAAGAAGCAGGUGAGGUUUAUGCGUGACUGUCAUGAAUUCGAUGGUUAAGUAUAUCUCUUUAAUACGACCUAAGGAGAUACAGGAAUGCCUCAAUCGGACGAAUGUUUGUUUAUUCACAUGUUGAUAAAGCGUCUAAUGUUGCGUGACAAAGUGAUUCAAUAUUCGCUGAUUACUAAGCACAUAAAUGAGCAUAUAUGAGCGCUCCGGGCCCUUCAACUCACAGUAUAUCAAGCGUGACUAGAACAAACUUGCUGAGUCACUUGGCAGCAAGGAUUAGUUGCAUAAUCGCUUGAUUAUCAACCUUUUCGAAGACAACAGCAAGUGACGGCGAACAUGUUACUCCUGGAAGAACUCCCAGGGUUUCUAACAGUCUUGAUAAACCUGCACAUGAGGUUCGACUCGACAUACGUACAGAAAGAACCUGUAAAUUUUACUUCGCUGAAUCCUGUCGGUGAUUGUCCCGGAUCACUGAACGGAGCAAUGCGAGACCCAGACAAAUGUCUUGUUGUCAUCCAAGAAUGGUGGGGCAUGAACGAGCAGAUAAAACAACAAGCGUUAGAUAUAGCCGGUUUGGGAAAUAUGACGACAUUGGUAUCUGAUUUAUACCGGGGAAUAGUAGCUGAGAACAGCACAGAAGCGAUCCAUCUUGUAACCAACUUGGAUUACGCGGGUAAGUUAAUUCACAACGAGCACCCAUAUUUGCACUAGAGCGGUCGUCUAUUUAUCUCGGAUUAGAAGACGACGAUUUACUAGUGUGGCAUAUCAUUUCCUUCAUAUGUAUGCUCGUGACUGACCAUUGGUUUCGAAACUGAUCAAACGUGAAACGUAAAAUAUUCAGGCAUAGUCGCUCAGCUCAGCUGCGUAAAUUACUCGCGAGAUUCGCGCGUGACAUUCAAAGGAGUUUUCUCAGCCGUUUUGUCUUCUUUGUCAAUGUGAGUAGCGAAAAAUUUGACGACUUGACAUUAUCUAACUCGAAAAACUCGACAUUGAGAGGGGAAUGGGGUUUGAAGUUUUGGUCGAGCGUUGAUAUUCAGUUGUUAUUCAUUUCACAGGUGCCAUCCAGGAUAUUAAAGGUGCGGCACAGUACCUUCUAAAACAAGGUUGCAGGAAAGUUGGUGUUACUGGCUUCUGCAUGGGAGGUGCCUUAUCACUCGCCGCCGCAGCUCUUGUGCCAGAAAUCUCUGCCGCUGCACCGUUUUAUGGCAUUCCUGAUCCUCGGCUCGCAAACAUGUCUACCAUUAAAAUACCGGUGCAGUGUCACUUUGGCAAAUUAGACCGAUCCAACACAGCUAACAUUACAGAAUAUACCAAGCUCAGGCAACAACUGGACGCCGGAGACGUGAAUUACGAAUUCUAUGAAUACGAAGCUGGUCACGCUUUCACCAAUCCGCACAGCAGAAAUUAUAACGAAUCCAUAGCUGAGCUGUCGAUUGGUCGAAUGAUUGACUUCAUGAAAAAACAUUUAGGAGGUUCAGGAAAGUGAUGAACACCCUGUAGGAAACAAUCAACCAUUCUUUCGCUUACUUCCUAUUCUUAAUAUAGGCACAAUAAGCUGCUUAAGCACUGAGUCAGCGAUUAGAAAUAAGAGAGCACACUGGGUCGCAGUGGUUCGAGCCCUGGGAUUUUAACUACCAUGGGAGUUCUUUUUUUCACAGCCCUAAAAGCACUAUUGAUUAGUUACUGCCAUCAUUAUUGUAAUUAUUAAUUUUUUUCACCGCUACAAAUUUAUGCCGGCCCGGAUUAUUGAUUUAUAAAACAUACAUGGCUUUGACUUCGUUAAACUGUGAUGGAAAAAAAGUAACAAAACGAAAAACGUUGUGUCUCAGGAUGUCUUUCAGCUUAGUAAGUAAUAAGCAAAGAAUCUUUUUGAGUGAUCUCGUCGCAUUGGUGUAUCAAGCCAGUCUGACAGAUCAGGCGGAGAUAGUAUAACGCAUGCGCUUUCUUUUCUUCAAAUACUAGGGCGGCUGGUCACUUGAACCAUUCCAAACAGGAGAUUAUAAACUGAAAAAAUCUCAUGAACUGAAAUAAUUCUCAAAUACUGGGUUGCGUACAACACAAUAGUGUAAACAUAAAAAAAUUCAAACAUUUAUAUACAAAUACAAUUUUACGAAAUUGCACUGAAAACCAAGACUUAGACUUCCCUUAACUACAAGCAUAUGAAAGACAAACCCAAAGAGUUCAAAAGGCUUUUAAUAAAUUGAACAUUUCGGCAAGGAAACGAUAAUUUUGCUAACAUAUCGACUAUAAAAUUAUGAAAGUAAGGAAAAUUGUACCAAUACGUUUUCAGAAAAAUCUUCAUCUAACCUACCGAGCUCAAAGAAAUUGCGAAUUUCGCAUGGAAGGUAAGGAACAUUGACUUUAAGGGGCGGAGACAUGACCUGUGGUCUUGAAAAAUGAAGCCUACAUCCCUAAGCCAUCCUUGCGCCUUCUUAGUUUAUCACUGCCUCUUUGGCGUUUUCCUAUAUUUUUAUAAGUUUUGCACAGCGCAAAAGAUUUCUCAAAAUAUCGUAUGGCCAGUGGCACUCGACUAAAUUAGUUAUUGCUUCUUAUUUAUCUGUAAAAAAGUUUCAUUUUAAGAAACUGCCAUUUAAAGCGAGUUAUUUACAGAUACAAAAAAGCGUGG
This is a messenger RNA of Pocillopora meandrina, 2703 nucleotides long. The record is from the annotation of a GenBank genome assembly. Lineage: Eukaryota; Metazoa; Cnidaria; Anthozoa; Scleractinia; Pocilloporidae.